This is a messenger RNA of Ylistrum balloti, 591 nucleotides long. Its product is annotated as octapeptide-repeat protein T2-like. Lineage: Eukaryota; Metazoa; Mollusca; Bivalvia; Pectinida; Pectinidae. The transcript has a single exon. The coding region runs from base 1 to 591 and encodes 196 amino acids. The record is from RefSeq and is a predicted model, not a curated record.
AUGGGAGGGGGCGAGUUGGGAGGGGAAUGGAGACAGAAAGGGAGGGGGCAAGUUGGGAAGGGAAUGGAGACAGAAAGGGAGGGGGCGAGUAGGGAGGGGAAUGGAGACAGAAAAAGAGGGGGAAAAGUAAAGAGGGGAGUGGAGACAGAAAGGGAGGGGGUGAGUUGGGAGGGGAAUGGAGACAGAAAGGGAGGGGGCAAGUUGGGAAGGGAAUGGAGACAGAAAGGGAGGGGGCGAGUAGGGAGGGGAAUGGAGACAGAAAAAGAGGGGGAAAAGUUAAGAGGGGAGUGGAGACAGAAAGAGAGGGGGCGAGUUGGGAGGGGAAUGGAGACAGAAAAAGAGGGGGAAAAGUUAAGAGGGGAGUGGAGACAGAAAGAGAGGGGGCGAGUUGGGAGGGGAAUGGAGACAGAAAGGGAGGGGGCGAGUUGGGAGGGGAAUGAAGACAGAAAAAGAGGGGGAAAAGUUAAGAGGGGAGUGGAGACAGAAAGGGAAGGGGCGAGUUGGGAGGGGAAUGGAGACGAAAAGGGAGGGGGCGAGUUGGGAGGGGAAUGGAGACAGAAUGGGAGGGGGCGAGUUGGGAGGGGAAUGUAG